Adineta ricciae is the source of this 2241-nucleotide messenger RNA. NCBI's taxonomy places the organism in Eukaryota, Metazoa, Rotifera, Eurotatoria, Adinetida, Adinetidae. The record is from the annotation of a GenBank genome assembly.
AUGUCCGGUGAAGAAAAUCAUUCAGCUGAUGAAUCAAAUAACAAACCAUUGAUCGCUGAAACAAAAAUUUGUUCAAUUUGUUUAAUAAGUGGAAGUACAGAUGACAGUGAUCCAAUUGUUUAUUGUGAUCGAUGUGGAGUUAUUGUCCAUGAAAGUUGUUACAAUGCAGAUACAUUAGACGAUAAAUCGUCGGAUUCAUCUUCACCAUCUGAAUAUUGGUUUUGCACUCCAUGUUUAGCUCAUAUUGAUGAUCCGACGUGUGCUUUAUGUCCAAAUCGAGAUCGUUGCAAUGCAUUGUGGCCAACAUUAGAAUCCAGUUGGGUUCAUGUUAUUUGUGCAAUUGGUGUUCCUGGAGUAUUAUAUUAUGAUGAACUUUAUUAUACACCUGUGGAUCUAUCGAAUAUUCCAGCACAAAAAUUUGGAAAUAAACCAUGUCAUGUGUGUGAAUCGAGAUCAGGUGUGACAGUGUCAUGUGAUGCGGGUUUAUGUCCAAAUGCAUUUCAUUUAUCAUGUGCGAAUAAGAAUGGAUUGUUGCAAAUCAGAGGAGAUGUGUCGAAAAUCGAAUGUGAAUUGUAUUGUGUGACGCAUCAAUCGUCAUCCAAUACGUAUAAAAAUGUUCAACGAAAUUAUACGAUUUGUGAAGUUCAACAAAAGCAAUUGGAUCAUCGAAAUGAUUUAAAAGAAGAUGUUUGUCGAACAUUAGAAGAUUAUUGGGUAAUUUACAAAAAACGUAGCGAAACAUUUCCACGUUUACCCAAACCAACGAAAAGUCAUGUCGCACGAUCAUUGAUGGUUGAUCCAAUUGCAUUGAAAGAUUUCUUUGAAAAAGCUCAACGUCUUCGUCCGAAUCAAUCAACAACAUUACCAAAUCAUUUGGAUCUAACAUCAACAGAUACAAAUGCACUGUUAGCAUUUACGGCCAAUGAGGAAGAAUUAAUUCAACUUAAACAACGAGUUAACGAAGCAGAGGUAAAACUUCAACAAUUGGAAUCAUCUUCAGUUGACAAACAAUUGAAAGAAGAACAUAAAAAAUUGGAAGCCGAAUUAAAAAAAGAAUACGAAACUUUAUCCUCAUUAACAGAACGAUAUAAUCAAUUUAUUGAAGUAUUCAAACUUUACAAUUGUCCAUUAAAAGACGAAACAACAAAUAACAUUAAACUUUCGUCAACAAUUCCAACAGAAACCGAAAGUUGUUCCGUUUGUAAACAAAAAGAUCAAUCGAAUCAAAUGAUCAAAUGUUGUCAAUGUCACUUGGCAUUUCAUGGCGACUGUUUAACACCGCCGAUGCCUGCGAAGACAUUAGCAUUGAUGUUAUCAGCAACGAAGAAAUACGAAUGGCAAUGUGCUUCGUGUGUCAAUGCACAACAAGAAGAACUCGAUCAACGUAAUGUGAAUGUAGAUGAACCACGUCAGAUACGACCGAGACGAACAAAUGAACUCGUCCUACGAGAAACAGUGAUUAAAUUUGGCUCAAGAAAACGAAAACAAGAUUCUGAGAAUAGUAAUGAACAGAUAACAGAGAGUAAAAAAACGAAAACGACAAGUCCAACGAUUGAUUCAACUGAUUCAAAACAAGAUGAAGAAAAAUCACCGACUAAUUUUACACCGGAACCAUCACCAAAACGAAUAUCAUCAUCACCAAAGAAAAGUUCAACAAAUUCCAAAUCACCACGAAUAUCAAUCAAAAAACCUUCGGUGUCGAAAUCUACCGAUUCUUCAAUAACACCAGUUCGUUCUCAAUCUCUUAUCGUUGACCGACGAACGCCAACAAUCUUCAAACAAAAAGCAGUGUCAUUAUCAAUAUCGAAGACGGAAAAGAAAAAACAAGAAAAUUCUAAUGGCACAAUUGAACUUCGUUCGACUGUUCCAAAUCCAACUCAGGAUGAAAAUGAAGAAGAUCAAAAGACAAAACCGAAAAAAUCCAAUCGACGUUCAGCUGUAACCGUAGAAAACAAUGUUCCAUCCGAUGCACUUUGUAAAGAAUGUUCAAACUCAGGAACAAACCAAGAUAUGACUGAUUGUGAUAAAUGCAAACAUUUUUAUCAUUUCGCAUGUUGUGUCCCUCCGAUAUCUUCUUUCCCGAAACGACGCAACUAUGGAUGGACAUGUCAUCAUUGCAAUGAAGAUAAUGAACAUGAGACAUCUAAUCUAAUUGCUCCUACUUCAACUUUAAAGAAUUCGCGACGAGAACGGAAAAGUCAGAAUCGAGCAAGUGAAAAAGAGAUCUCGGUUGAAGAUUAA